AUGUGGCACAUCCGUUCUUAUAAUCCCAUAUUUGUUGCUCUGCAAGAAGUGGAUAAUAGUGAUAACCCCUUCUUUCAUUUUGAUUUAUUACAUCAACAGUCUGUUCGUCAUCAAAGUUUAUGGGCUCAGUAUUAUGGUCUAGUUUGUUUUGAUCCUUCAUUUUCAAUCACACGUAUUCCUAUUCCAGAAGGUAUCUUGUGCCUUCUGGCUCAGGUUACGCAUAUCAACGAUUUUAUAGAGCCUUUCUUUAUCCUUGCUAUCUAUGCCCCGUACUUAUUAACAGAUAAAUAUCACAGCUUUGAUCACGUCCUUCAAGCUAGAUCUAAAUAUUCUGCCGUUCUCAGUAAAUUCUAUGGACAUACUAUCACAAACCAUGAUAACGGAUACUUCCUCUUUCGUAAGGUCCGUCUUUCAGCGUAUUUCAACAAACAACGUGCCGAUCAAAAGCUUAUUCAAGACUUACGCGCCAAGUUUGGAGAAGAUGCCGUGUUUGUGAUGGGAAACUGGUUCGCUCCCCAUGCUAGGUAUCAUGAACCUAUCCGUGGCUUUGGUUUCCGAAGACUCCUCAAGAAGCAUGGGUUCCAAAUCUAUCUUGUAGAUGAGUACAAGACUAUGGAUCAACUAUUAACCACUUAUGAAACAAUAACUGGCAAUUAUUCGACUUUAGCUUGUUACUUUGAAACAACUGUGUGGAUCAUUAUUUAA
Rhizopus microsporus ATCC 52813 is the source of this 705-nucleotide messenger RNA. RefSeq lists its product as uncharacterized. The record is from RefSeq and is a predicted model, not a curated record. The transcript is spliced from 3 exons. Bases 1 to 705 code for a protein of 234 amino acids. Lineage: Eukaryota; Fungi; Mucoromycota; Mucoromycetes; Mucorales; Rhizopodaceae.